This is a messenger RNA of Vicia faba (fava bean), 387 nucleotides long. The record is from the annotation of a GenBank genome assembly. Lineage: Eukaryota; Viridiplantae; Streptophyta; Magnoliopsida; Fabales; Fabaceae.
AUGGCAAGACCUCUUGUUUCCAAUCUUCUCAAUCUUCUUCUAUAUUCAUCAUCCAUGUCCUACAUAACAAUUUUCUUUCUUGUUCUUUCUGUUUUCUCUAUAUUUUUCAUGAUCACUUUCCUAUGUGGUAGCAAGAGCAUGAAGAAUCUCUACAUAGAGGAGGAAGAAGCAACGGCGGGGGCGGGUUCGAGCAACGAAAACAAUUUGAUUUCUAAGGUGAAAAGGAAAAUGAAUAGGAGAAGAGUUUUAAUGAUGAAGAUGCUGUAUUGGAGAAAAAUAGAGGCUGAAGAAUUGGAGAAAGGAAACCAAGAUGAUGAAGAGGAAGUUCUUUGGAAGAAGAAUAUCUUGAUGGGAGAAAAGUGUCGACCUAUAGAUGAAGAAAAUUAG